AUGGAGUGUGAGAAACUUGAGCAUCUCUUCAUAUACAGGGGCCCAUUCCUGCCAGGCAUGAGUUUUAAUGAGUUUCCUCCCAGCUUGCGCGUAAUGACCUCACUAAACCUCACAAAGAUGCAUGCUUCUUCACAGAACAGAGUUGCAUAUUCUCAAAUUCCCGCCAAAGUCACUUCAGGUUCUUCACUCGUAAAAUUAAGGUUAUAUGGAUUGAAAAAUAUGGAAAGGCCACCAGAUGGAAUGGAAAAUCUAACAAAGUUAGAGCAAUUAUAUUUAAGAGGUUGCCUUCAGUUGAGGGAAUUGCCUUCCAAAUUUGGGCAACUGAACAAUCUAAAAGAGCUGCGUCUAAGUCAGUGCCAAGAAUUGAAAGAGUUGCCUUCAAACAUUGGGCAACUGAGCAAUUAG
Molecule: messenger RNA, 405 nt
Organism: Cryptomeria japonica (Japanese cedar)
Lineage: Eukaryota; Viridiplantae; Streptophyta; Pinopsida; Cupressales; Cupressaceae
Product: disease resistance protein TAO1-like
Exons: 2
Coding region: 1-405 (134 amino acids)
Biological process (GO): defense response to fungus
Molecular function (GO): protein binding
Source: RefSeq, a predicted model, not a curated record